AUGGCCUCCUGUCUCCUGUGGCUCUGGCCCAGCUCCAAUCUGGUCCAAGGUCAGUCUGAAGCUCAGGAGCUCGACAGGGCUUGGGGCUCCACUGACCAAACUGUUCACUGGGCUUCACUGGGACCUGAUUCGACUGCACUGCAAGGCCGCACCUGUGGUGAGUGCACUGUGAAUGUGCCCAACAUCAAGGAGUUCACAUACACAUGCAACACCUACUGCAAGAAUCAGCCUGGUUCGCCCCAGUGCAUCAGCGCAUCCAUUGCAUACCAUCCAAGCUCCUGCGAUGUCAAGAUGGGGGCAUCUUGCGACUACAAGUUCAGUGAUGAUCAGGAUGCUCUUUGUCAAUGCGACAAGGUCUUGUAUCCGCAUCAAAAGGUUCAAGCCCUGUAUGCCCAGUGUGGUGGCAAAGAGUGGAAGGGCCGCACCGGGUGUGAGGCUGGUGCAGUGUGCAACAUUGUGGAUGAGUGGUACUCCCAGUGCGUGCCCGCACUGGCAGCUCAGCCUGGCAUCAAGUUCACAAGCGGAGAAGCGGAGCUGGCAGCGGCAAGCGCUCCCAUUGGUGGCGAGGAGGACCUCGGUGCGGCAGCACCAGUCCUGGGCGCCGCCGCAGUGGCCGGAGUGGCUGGGGCCGCCGGAGCUGCUGGCGCUGCCGCUGGCGAAGUGCUGGAUGCAGCGUGCUCCGCUCACCCGCAGUGUGCUGAUUUGAAGUUGUCUGGCAACUGCUGCCCAAAUGAUGAUGCUGUAGUCCUUGGCUGCUGCAAGAACUUUGAUCCAGCUGCCGUCAAGGCAGUGCCAACCGAGCCACCAGUGAUUGCCACACUGGCCCCUUUGGACUUGGCAACACCUGCCCCACCUGACCAAAGUUACUGGAAGAAUCAGACCUCUCGGCCAACUCAGGCAGAACUAUCAUGUCUUCCAGCAGAGCCGAAAGGUUGCAGUGCCAUCAAGAACAAGCUGAUGUGUCUCAGUCGAGUGGAUGGCCGCACUGGAUACACUGUCCACGGCCUCAACGUUGGUGGAGAGCCAUGCGUUUGGUGCGGCGGAGGGCCAUGCACUGACUUUAGCAGUGCUGUUUGCGAGCCCUAUGACUGGCUCGUCCAUGGCAGUGGAAAGGCUUUUGGGUCUGUGCACGCACGUCACAGUCUGACCGUUGCCAGGUGCCAUGAGAGCAAGAACUCUGUGUUCUCCGACGAGCAAGUCUCUUGCUUGUCUGCAGCAGAAGUUGGCUGCAACGCGAUUAGGGACAAAAAUGAGUGCUUGACCAGCAGGGAUGGACGCCCAUACUCUCAAGUGGCUGGCUUCAAGACCAACAACCAGCCUUGUGUUUGGUGCGAUGGUCUGAUGUGCCAUUCCAACAAUGACAACAUGUGUGAGCCGUUCGACUUCGUCAUGAACGGGGCAGGACAAGCAUUUGGCAGCAACAUCGGUGCCCUGAACACGUACAUGGUGCCUGAGUGCCAGGAUGGCAAACUCAUUCGCAAGCGAUACGGCAGUGCUGCCUUUGACCGGGGUCUCCCCAAGACGGUGAAAUGCGGUGGUACCGAGACCACCUGGAACGGCAUCAGUAAAGUCUGUGCAAAUUGUGACGUCACCAUUCCAAAUAUCAACGCCACCUAUGGCACGUGCGAGAAGUACUGUGCAUCACAAGGUGGCAGGAAGUGCUUUUCAGCAGGCCUGGCAUACACGCACUCCUGCGAAGUGCAGGCUGUGAAUUACUUGCUGGCAUGCACUACGUCUUUCGACGAGGGGGAGGCUGCUCGUUGUAGGUGCCAAAGUGGACAGGUAACGGCAGCGGCUGAGGAGGCAGCGGCAGAGUUGCCAUUGACACCGUACUCCCAGUGUGGUGGCGAGGGCUGGACCGGCCAGACCAAGUGCCAGGUGUUCAACACCUGCGCAGUGGUCAACAAAUGGUACAGCCAAUGCCUUCCAGGAGGUUUGGCGAAUCCAGACCAGGCUGCUGAGGCAGCAAGCCAAGCAGCCCAGGUUGCAGGAAAGACACUGCAAGAGCAGGCAAGCUAUGCUGGACAAGCAGCCUCGGAGGCUGCUAAGGUGGCAGGCUUGGCACCAGCCACCCAGGCAACUCGUGCCUAUGUUGGAGCAGCGGGCACAGCUGACGAGGGCGGACUGGCUCAGGAUGAGGCAAACGCUGCCGGCGUGGCAGCUGUGAAGGAUGCUCUUCAGGAUGCUGGCGUAGCAAGUGACCAGGUUGAUGGCAUGACUGAUCAGGCAGUCGCUGAAGGAAAGGUCAUUGUCUUUGGCCAUGAGCAGAAUCCACGAUCUGCUCCCUACAUUGCGGGGGAGGCAGCCUUCAACCAGGCCCAUGAUGCCGGCCUUUCCAAGGAGGAGAAAUGCCAGAAGGCAUAUGCAGCAGCUUGGAAGACAGCCAAGGCCAAUGGCAAGGUGGGUGAGCAGAUCACCGACGUGGCCGCGGACGUCAUGGUGAAGAUUGCCACGAAGAUCGGCAUGUCGCCCGAGGAGCAGGUGAAGUGCUCCGUGGAAGCCGCCAAGGUGGUGACCAAGGCCUCUGGCGGCUUCUCUGAUGACAUUGCAUCUUCAAUGCACCAUGCUGGCGUCGUUGUAGCAGUGGACGCUGGCAUGCCAGCAGCACAGGUUGACUCAACUGUCUCAGCAGCCUUGGAGGAUGUUGAGACUGAAAAAGGCGACAAGAUCGAUGCAACCAGGAUGAACGAAAUUAUGAGCAAGUGCCUGGCAGCUGGCCAGGCAGCAGGCGAUAAGGCAGCUGAGAGCGCAGCCAUUGAAGCCACCAACGUCGGAAAAGCGCUGGGAAUGUCUGGUGUGGACACCGCGCAGGCUGCAAGGAAAUGUGCCUAUGAAGCUGCGAUUGCCUCUGGCCGAAGCCCUGUGGAGGCAACUGCCGCUGCUGAAGCCACCCGAUCCAUGGUCCCAUCCGUGGUGACCAGUCCCUCUGAUGGUGACGCCAUCAAGCCAGACGACUUGCAAAACGUUGGCAAGGACUGCUGGCUUCCAUGUGGCAAAGCUUCCGGCCUCUGUGCCUUCUGCGGCCUGGGCAAUGCCUGCUGCCGUCAGGACGAGCCGAACGCUCCAAAAGCAUGCCAGGGCGUUGUUGUGAGCACCUGGCACCACUCGUGUGUGAAGCCAGUCGACCCAACAUCUGAUGCUGACGACCUUUCCCGUGGUGUGGAGAGUGCGAUGAUUUACGCCGAAGCCAGGGCCAAGGGUGACGAAAUGGCUGAUGCUGCCAAGUCGGCUGGAAAGGGCGUGGAUGAUCAGGUUGCUGCCGCUGCUGAGGGAGCCAUGGACUCCAUGAAUUCCGAACAUGCGAAGGUCUCGGAUGUGGUCAGUGCCGCCUACAAAUCUGCCAAGGAAACUGGUUUGGAAGAGGGCCUGACUGAACCUGCUGCACAGACAGCAGCCAUCGAUGCCAUCAAGGACGAGUUGCAAAAGUCUGGCAUGUCAAGUGCAGAGGCUGCAGGAAUCUCAGCCUUUGCUGCCACCAAAUCCACUGGAGUUGUGGUGGCUCCAACGGUGAACAUUAAUGGAGGUGGAUCUGGAAAGACGGGCUCUACCGCCGUUUCUGCUGCUGUUCCACCUGUGGUCACAAAACCAGAGGAGACCACUACGGCAGAGCCACCUGCUACCCUUCCACCUGCUGCUACCCUUCCGCCUGCCACAACCGCUGUGCCAGCCGAAGUCACUGCAGUGCCCACCGUGGAACCGACUGAAACAGUGGCACCGCUUGCAACCGUUGCACCAGCCGCGACCCUUGCACCAGCAGCAACCAUCGCGCCAGCAACGACCAUUGCACCAAUUGAAACCGCAGAUCUGACGACCGUGGCUCCAGCGGCAGUUGCUACAUUGCCUCCGAUAACACAGCAGAAGGUGGGCCGUAGUGGUGAGACUGCCAGCGUUGCAAAGGCUGAAGGAACGCUUCCAAUUGUUUCUGAAAUGUCCGAUGCGGUUCAAGUGGGAAUUGAUGCAGCAGAUCUGAAGAAAAAGGAUGGUGCUGAUGUUGACACUCAGGCGCUGGUUGCAGCUGGUACCAGUGGAUCUUAUGCAGCAGCUGACGGAUACGCGAAAACUGGUGCAGAUGAUGAAGCUACAGAGGUGGCCAAGUAUAUCUACAUGCGAUCCGGAAAGUCCGCUGAAGAGGCAUCUGCCCUGGCUUUGAAGACUGUUGCGCAAGCAAAGGCUGAUCAAGGUGGUGAGUUUGCCGCGCCAGGCUUGCUCCAGAGGCAUGGAUUCUCUGAUUGCUGGGAACCGUGUGGAAAGAAACCUGGCUAUUGCCCAGAAUACUGUGGAACGGGAAAUGCAUGCUGCCGAAAGACUGGUGAUAUUGUUGUCCCACGUGAGUGCAAAGGCGUCUACGAUUUCUUCACUCCCCACUACGAGUGCGUCAAGCCGACGGCUGUUUACAUUCCGGCAUAUGAGAAGGCAGCUGGUGAGGCCUCUACUGGAGAAGUAGCUACAGGUGACGAGGAGACUGAGACAUCAACUCCAACUGAGGCACCUGCCCUUUUCGGUACUGGUACCUUCGUUGCGGUUGGUGCCUGCAUUGCAGCCUGCUGCGUUGCUGGACUUGCAGCCUGGCAUCUCUCCGACUCCGAAAGCAAGAGAAUCUUCGCCGGCAAAGCCAUGCGGUACACAGAGGUGGCUGCUGCGUCCCCCGCAAGUGCUGCUGAUUUGGAGCUCCAGGCUCCUCUGGCUCGAAAUGGGGCCAUGGCAGCAGCAAUGGCGGCUCCCGGUGCCUCCAUGCAGAUGGCUGCUCCGAUGCAGAGCUCAGUACAGUACUCUAGCAUGCCAUAUGCACAGGUAGGAGCCAGCGUUGCUAGCGCCGCCCCAAUGAUGGUAGCAGCACCAAUGGGUGUACCAGCUGCUCCAAUGAUGACUGUUGGCGCAGCUCCCGCACCAGUGACGGUCACCGCCGCUCCCAUGGUAGCCAUGCCUGCGGCUAGUGUCCACACUGGGGUGCCCAUGCAGGCUGGAAGCGCAGUGACAGGGGCAUUGUUUGCCGGCGGCUUCAUGGACCAGUUUGAUCGCAUGGAUAUGAAUCAUGAUGGAGUACUGCAGCGAUCCGAGUGGGACCGUGGGAUGCAGGGUCAGCGGUGAUCCAGAAUCGAUUAAUGUAUUUCAGAGGAACAGAGUACGAAGUCUGAGAUGCCCUUCGGCACUUCUGCUCGAAGGUUAGUAGGGUGUUGAAGGAUUUUUGCUCAGUCAGCUUUUCAAGGGCGUUUUCUGCAGGAUUUGGCAGCGGAUCAUGACUUGCAGGUCAGCCCGCCAGUGGCCAAGACCUUCAAAGUUAUGAGCUGGGAUGACUCC
Cladocopium goreaui is the source of this 5298-nucleotide messenger RNA. The record is from the annotation of a GenBank genome assembly. Lineage: Eukaryota; Dinophyceae; Suessiales; Symbiodiniaceae.